Olea europaea var. sylvestris is the source of this 1307-nucleotide messenger RNA. Its product is annotated as eukaryotic translation initiation factor 2 subunit alpha homolog. The transcript has 7 exons. Gene Ontology annotation, cellular component: eukaryotic 48S preinitiation complex; eukaryotic translation initiation factor 2 complex; eukaryotic translation initiation factor 2B complex. NCBI's taxonomy places the organism in Eukaryota, Viridiplantae, Streptophyta, Magnoliopsida, Lamiales, Oleaceae. The coding region runs from base 125 to 1150 and encodes 341 amino acids. The record is from RefSeq and is a predicted model, not a curated record. Gene Ontology annotation, molecular function: RNA binding; translation initiation factor activity; ribosome binding.
AAAUCUACCCAGAGAAUCAGAAACCCUGAAAAAAAGUGGUUCUCCACUCUCUCGCUCCCUUCAAGACCCCAAUUCCCUGAGAGUAGAAACCGUUAUCCCGAAUCCUCUUCUACCAAUCCCAGCCAUGGAAUCUGGGCGAAAUCUGGAAUGCCGGAUGUAUGAGGCCAAAUACCCUGAAGUGGACCAGGCCGUGAUGAUACAGGUGAAGAGCAUGACAGACAGUGGUGCGUAUGUUUCAUUGUUGGAGUAUAAUAACAUCGAGGGCAUGAUCCUGUUCUCGGAGCUGUCGCGUCGCCGCAUUCGUAGCAUCAGCAGUCUCAUCAAGGUGGGUCGGAUCGAGCCCGUCAUGGUCCUCCGUGUCGACAAGGAAAAGGGCUACAUUGAUUUAAGUAAGAGGAGAGUAUCUGAGGAGGAUAUUCAGGCCUGCGAGGAGAGGUAUAACAAGAGCAAACUUGUUCACUCCAUCAUGAGGCAUGUUGCUGAGACCAUGAAUAUUGAUUUGGAGGAUCUUUAUAUCCACAUCGGCUGGCCUUUAUACAGGAAAUAUGGCCAUGCAUUUGAGGCAUUCAAAUUAAUCGUCAGUGAUCCUGAUUCAGUGCUUGAUUCUCUUACUCGCAAAAUCAAAGAAGUUGGCCCUGAUGGGCAGGAGGCGACGAAGGUGGUUCCUGCCAUAUCAGAGGAGGUUAAAGAUGCUUUAGUAAAAAAUAUUAGGAGAAGAAUGACCCCACAACCAUUGAAGAUUCGUGCUGAUAUUGAAAUGAAGUGCUUCCAGUUUGAUGGUGUUCUGCACAUCAAGGAAGCAAUGCGUAAAGCUGAAGCUGCUGGUAACAUGGAUUGCCCAGUUAAAAUUAAACUUGUUGCUCCUCCAGCAUAUGUCCUCUACACCCAGACUCUUGAGAAGGAGCAAGGCAUUGCUAUCCUUAACAAGGCUAUUGAGGCUUGCAUGGAAGAAAUUGAAUGUCACAAGGGAAAACUUACUGUUAAAGAGGCAGCAAGGGCUGUGAGCGAACGGGAGGACAAACUACUUGCUGAGCAGAUGCGUAAGCUGGGUCGUGAAAAUGAUGAAGUUAGUGUCGAUGAAGACAGUGAAGAGGAGGAAGAUACAGGCAUGGGAGAAGUUGAUGUCGAGAAUACAGAAAUCACAUUUUAAGAGUGAAAAUUUUCUGUUUUGUUCUACUCGAAUAAAUUCUCUUUAUACAGUUGCAUUGUUUUUUAACUGGGUAUUAGGAGGGUAUAUAAACCUGUACUGACAUUUGCAUUGCUAAGCUGCUAAUCCUUCUGGGCUCCCGGGUAAUUUUUUCAUUAAA